Messenger RNA from Antrostomus carolinensis (chuck-will's-widow), 1037 nucleotides. RefSeq names its product melatonin receptor type 1B. Gene Ontology annotation, cellular component: plasma membrane. Gene Ontology annotation, molecular function: melatonin receptor activity. Lineage: Eukaryota; Metazoa; Chordata; Aves; Caprimulgiformes; Caprimulgidae. Gene Ontology annotation, biological process: G protein-coupled receptor signaling pathway. The record is from RefSeq and is a predicted model, not a curated record. The transcript has a single exon. The coding region runs from base 1 to 897 and encodes 298 amino acids.
AUGUCUAUGUAUUUUUCUUUUUCCCCAGGUAAUGCAUUUGUGGUGAGCCUGGCUUUGGCUGAUCUGGUGGUGGCCUUGUAUCCAUACCCACUGGUGCUCUUAGCUAUUUUCAACAAUGGAUGGACUUUGGGUGAAAUGCACUGUAAAGUGAGUGGCUUUGUGAUGGGACUAAGUGUAAUAGGCUCUAUUUUCAACAUCACUGCAAUUGCAAUAAACCGAUAUUGCUAUAUAUGUCAUAGCUUUGCCUAUGACAAAGUGUACAGCUGUUGGAACACGAUGCUCUACGUCUCCUUAGUCUGGGUAUUAACAGUAAUUGCAACUGUGCCAAAUUUUUUUGUUGGCUCUUUAAAGUAUGAUCCACGCAUCUAUUCAUGCACAUUUGUUCAGACUGCAAGCUCCUACUAUACGAUAGCUGUUGUGGUAAUUCACUUCAUCAUCCCUAUCACCAUUGUGAGCUUCUGCUACCUUCGAAUUUGGGUUUUAGUGCUUCAAGUUAGAAGACGAGUCAAGUCAGAAACAAAGCUAAGACUGAAGCCAAGUGACUUCAGAAACUUUCUUACCAUGUUUGUGGUUUUUGUGAUUUUUGCCUUUUGCUGGGCACCUCUAAACUUCAUUGGACUGGCUGUAGCCAUCGAUCCUGUGGAAAUGGCACCAAGAGUUCCUGAAUGGUUGUUCAUUAUAAGCUACUUCAUGGCCUAUUUCAACAGCUGCCUUAAUGCAAUAAUAUACGGAGUUCUUAACCAGAAUUUUCGGAAUGAAUACAAAAGAAUUUUAAUGUCACUGUGGAUGCCAAGGCUUUUCUUCCAGGACACAUCCAAAGGAGGAACUGAUGGUCAGAAGAGCAAGCCUUCUCCUGUUUUAAACAACAAUGACCAAAUGAAAACUGAUACCUUGUAAAUGUGUAAUAGUCAUGCAAGAAUUUGUCACGGAGAAACUCAAGAGUAUAUUUGUAAUGUUCUGGUCAUUCUUGCUUACUUGUGGGGUCUUUCCAUUUGGAUGGCACUUUGUGACUGGAAUACUGUGUUCUUGAUAAAGCA